Molecule: messenger RNA, 1399 nt
Organism: Galdieria sulphuraria
Lineage: Eukaryota; Rhodophyta; Bangiophyceae; Galdieriales; Galdieriaceae
Exons: 5
Coding region: 36-1373 (445 amino acids)
Biological process (GO): regulation of DNA-templated transcription
Molecular function (GO): DNA-binding transcription factor activity
Source: RefSeq, a predicted model, not a curated record
ACUUUUGCCAUUAAUUGGAUUUUUUUUAUUUGGGCAUGCAAGAUCCUUGUGAUACAGAGCUAGUCUUGGAAGAGUUCAAGCCAGUCCAAAGGUUUCUCUCGUUUCCGAGAGUUCGAAAAUGGCUCUUCCAUAAUGUCCCCGAAGAAGGUUUCUUUGUGGAAGGGUUUAAGAAGUCUUGUGUUGCAGUCGAAAUGCACCCUCCUCGACUGGAUGAUGUCAAGUCCAAACGAGACGGACGAAACUUACGUGUCCAACUUCAUUCCAGUUCAAAUGGCGAAAACUGCCUAAAGUUAUUAGUUCCUAGUCAUUUUGAGGAUGGAUUUCUUUUCAACUUUGUCUUUGGCGAAUUGUACCUUGUAAGUCCGUCACGUUACGUGCGACGUGAGUUUGAACCCUUUUGUAAACGAUCUGUUUAUGAUAUUGAAAGUGGAGAAGUUCUUGAGUGUAUUUGGUACCAAAACGGAAUUGUGGUUCUCAAUUAUGCCAGAUUUCUGACGCUUUGCCAGCAAUUCUAUCAUGCUUUCAUAUUUGCUGCCAAUUAUGAAGACAGAACCCCAGGAAAGUUUCUGGAAAGUACGAAGCUUAUUUUAGAACGUGCUGUUUGUGGUUUUUGUGGGUUGCCUGGUUCACAUUGUCGUUGUCAUAAACGAUUCAAUGAGUUGGUCACCAAACACUCGUUUAUUUCAUCUCUAUCUACCGGUGCAAGUCUUUCGUUGGAGAUUCCUUUUGACAUUUUAAGGGCCAUUCAUUUUGGAAACUUUCGCUGUAGUUUAAGACAUUAUGGUGGAAAGCAUUAUUCUUCUCUUGGUUUAAAAUUUGACCCAUUAUCUUGUCCACAGUUGGAAGUCUCUAUCUCUUCUGAGAUGGUUGUAAGAGAAAUGCCGAAACCAACGUUUGCAUUCUUAUCGCAUCGAAUGGUUCAAUUAUUAUUAGCUUCAUUAGGCAUUUCAAGAUUAUUACAGUCAAGUUCAUCUACUUUUUCGCAUAGCAGCAGUUUAAAACAGACGAAUAAUGACGCAGAGUUGGAGAUCCCUGUAGUUUCCGAGGCUGCCAGGAAUCGUAAGAUGAGAAGAGAAGUAUUAUUAGCAAGAAGACAAAAGAGAGAAAGAGGGAAGAAGAGUAAACGGAAAGAUGAAAAUAGUUCUUCACUUCAAACAUCAUUUCCUGUAUCUUAUUUAGAGUCAGUCAAUGAUGAAGAGAAUUCUUUCAGUCUAAAAGUUCGAAUGCCAUUUGAGGAUAAGAAGUUGAGAAAAAAGAUUCGUAAUCGUGAAUAUGCGAGAGAGUCAUACAAUAGGCGAAAGGCACGUCUAGAUCAGUUGGAAGCCGAAAACCAAUCCUUGAAAAUGGAGAAUGAGAUGCUCGUUCGUGAAUAGAAAUUUUUCCGACUUAUUUCCGUUCU